This is a messenger RNA of Nycticebus coucang (slow loris), 4581 nucleotides long. RefSeq names its product 5-hydroxytryptamine receptor 1B (gene HTR1B). The transcript has a single exon. Gene Ontology annotation, biological process: regulation of behavior; bone remodeling; vasoconstriction. Bases 419 to 1576 code for a protein of 385 amino acids. The record is from RefSeq and is a predicted model, not a curated record. Gene Ontology annotation, molecular function: G protein-coupled serotonin receptor activity. NCBI's taxonomy places the organism in Eukaryota, Metazoa, Chordata, Mammalia, Primates, Lorisidae. Gene Ontology annotation, cellular component: plasma membrane.
CGCCCGGGUUAGGAGAUGCUCAGCCCCGAGCGCCCGGGGUAGGCGACCCCACUUGGCCGAAGCCCUCUCUUCAAGCAAUAUUUCGUCUUUCUGCACCAGACACCUCCGGGGAGCCGGAGCGAGGCUGUGUGGGCCAGUUCUUAAGAACCCAGGACGGAGACGGGGCGUGGAGAGGAGCUACCAGGGACGCGGCCGCAGCGCCCCGCGCGCUGGAAGGGCAGGGGACGCGCCAGCCGUCUUCGGUUGCCGCACCCUUGACCUCUAGUUUCAGCUGGGAACUUGGGCAGAGGAAUGAUUGGUGAACCAAAACACUGACCAGCAGCCGGGGACAAACUGAUCAUCUCCGGGGUCCUCCCGCCCUCUCCCUUGUCCACUCCAUGCCUAAGAGCUGCUCCCCGAGGCUGGGGCGAGGAGAACCAUGGGGGAGCGGUGCACCCCGCUGCCGCCCGUGGGCUCCCUGACCGCGCUUCCUCAAGACAACUUCUCCUCGGCCCCCUCCCUCAACUGCAGCGCCGAGGACGACAUCUACCAGGACUCCAUCGCCCUUCCCUGGAAAGUCUUGCUGGUAGUGCUGCUGGCGCUGGUCACCUUGGCCACCACGCUGUCCAAUGCCUUUGUGGUCGCCACGGUGUACCGGACCCGAAAACUGCACACGCCGGCCAACUAUCUGAUCGCCUCCCUGGCGGUCACCGACCUGCUCGUGUCGGUCCUGGUGAUGCCCAUCAGCACCGUGUACACGGUCACCGGCCGCUGGACGCUGGGCCAGGCGGUCUGCGACUUCUGGCUGUCUUCGGACAUCACCUGUUGCACGGCCUCCAUCCUGCACCUGUGUGUCAUCGCGCUGGACCGCUACUGGGCCAUCACAGACGCGGUGGAGUACUCGGCGAAGCGGACCCCGCGGCGCGCGGCGGGCAUGAUCGCGCUGGUCUGGGUCUUCUCCGUCUGCAUCUCGCUGCCGCCCUUCUUCUGGCGCCAGGCCAGGGCGGAGGAGGCGGUGUGCGUGGUGAACACGGAUCACAUCCUCUACACCGUCUACUCCACGGUGGGCGCCUUCUACUUCCCCACUCUGCUGCUCAUCGCGCUCUACGGCCGCAUCUACCUGGAGGCCCGCUCGCGCAUCCUGAAGCAGGCGCCGCUCCCGGCCGGCAAGCGCCUGACCCGAGCGCAGCUGGUCACCGACUCCCCCGGGUCCACGUCCUCGGUCACGUCCACCAACUCGCGGGCUCCCGACGCGCCCAGCGAGUCCGGCUCCCCGGUGUACGCGAACCAGGUCAGAGUGCGGGUCUCGGACGCGCUGCUGGAGAAGAAGAAGCUCAUGGCCGCCAGGGAGCGCAAGGCCACCAAGACGCUGGGCAUCAUCCUGGGCGCCUUCAUCGUGUGCUGGCUGCCCUUCUUCAUCAUCUCCCUGGCCAUACCCAUCUGCAAGGACGCCUGCUGGUUCCACCUGGCCAUCUUUGACUUCUUCACGUGGCUGGGCUAUCUCAACUCGCUCAUCAACCCGAUCAUCUACACCAUGUCCAACGAGGACUUCAAGCAAGCCUUUCACAAACUGAUUCGCUUCAAGUGCGCGAGCUGACUCGCCACGUGCAGUGGGGUUGCCCAAGCGACCUCUGGGGACCAAGUGGGGUCUGGUUCCACAGGUAGGUCGAAUCUUCUUUAGCGAUUCCUGGGUCAGAAGGAGGCGCUCUCUGCUGGGCGAGGGACAGUCCCGAGGGCGAGCUCUGGAAGGAGGACUGUUCCAGCUGGAGGGAGAGAGCGUCCCUGCUGAGGACGAGGCUCACUCCUCCCUCAGACCUUAGGCUCUGCGCCGACCCUGCAACAGCCAAUCACGAAGGGGGUUGCAACUUUUAAAAUCGAUGCUGGGAAGGGGAUCCUGCCCAGCUCUGGUGUUACGGAUGAGGCCCUUGAGACCCAGUGUGCUGUACUGGUUAUCGGGAGCCUGUCCCAGACAGAUCUUCAUGCAGCCUGGCCGUACUUGAACUAGAUAUUUGAUACCCUGUGUUUGGGGGAGAACGUUGUGUUACAGCUUAAUUUAAGAACAGUUACUUUGACAUCCUUCCGUCUUCAGCUUUUGUUUAUUUAAACUUGGUUGGAGAAACUUGUGGAUUUGGUGCUUCAAACCCCGUGUGUGGCUUGGAGGGUACAGAGAAACCUUGUAGAGUUAACAGCAAAAUUCAGAUGUUAAGAUCUUUAUUUUUAUUAUAAUUGAAAGUAUAUGGGGGUGGGGGGGUGGGAAUGGGAGAUGGGGAUCAUUAAACUGAGAAUCAACACCUAUGAUUCUUUUCUGCAGAUUUGUUUAAAUUUCUGUUUAGCAAUGAUCAAACCACAACUCUAACGACCCAGACAAAACAUUGUGUGUCCUAGUGCCAAAGUCUGCGGGUUGCAUUGUUGUUCUCCUAAUUUCCGGUAUCUGUCAUUUCAAUUAAACGUCUAAAUCCCCACAAAUAGAGGGUAUGAUGAGUGACUCAGCCCGAACUGCUGCUAUAUUUCUUACUGAUGCAAUGGGUAAAACUGAUUAGCAUUAGAUGUAAACUAUUCCUUAACAAGACUAGUAUCUUUAUUAUUUAUCCAAUUCAGUGAGAUGUGAAGGAGGCUGUUGAAAUAGGAACAGUUCUUAUACAAUUAAGGAAUAGGGGCAAUAGAAGGAUGUAUAUUUUGACUUGUAAAAAAAAUCUUAAAAUGCAUGAGAAUUUCUUCUGAUAGUCAUUUGCACUCUCCUUGCUCAUCUGUGGUUCCUUUGUGUGACAGCUUAUAAAGUACCUAAGAGAAGUAGCUCCCUUCUCCAGAAAUCUUCAACAUGCAUUAAGAGCCCUGAAAACACAUAAGAAAAAUAGACUUACUUCUUUUCCCGUGCUAUUGAAGUCAGGGCAGGAAUACACAUGACUAGAAAAUGAUGUGCAAGAUCUUCAGAAAAGCUUAAAGAAGCUAAAAUCGAGUUUGUUUUCUUUGUAACUGAUAAAAGCAACAUCAGACUUAGUUUACCAGGGAACAGGCAAACCUUUGAACCUUGUAAAUUUGUCACUGACCUGACCUAUCAGUAAAUAUAAUAUCUGGAAUACUUUGAAUUUAUCUGCCUUUUCAAAUUUCAACUAUAUUUAGUUCCUAUCUCAAAUUCACUCUGAGGGCUCCCCAAGACAGGGUAAAAUCACACACUACAAGAUUGAAAACUUCAUUAUCUUAAUAAAAACAAGUACCUCUGAAGGAUAUCAGCACAGAAAAUAAAAUGUAUGCGAGCAACAUUUACUAUGCCAAAUAUUCCUUUCUUCAGAGCGUUUUCUGUAGUUGAUACCUUUUGUCUUCAGAAGCAAUGUGUUUUGGUAAAAUGGAUUCACUCCCUGCUUGAAACUUCCCACUCCAGAUUAUAAGACAGAAUGUGUGUACUGAGCUGAAAUACCCAAUAUUUCAGCAUUGAGAUAUGUAUGUGCAGACCUUCACCCUGAGGUAAUGACUCUUGAGAAUAUACUAUUGAAAGAUUCUCAUAUAAGCUAAGUAAAAAUGGAAAUUUUGAUCAACAUUUGCACCUCUCACUGGAGUGAGAUAAAAUUUUAGCCAUUAGAUAAGCCUAUACUUAUUCUGGAUCCCCAAGUUUCUUUUCUUGCUUUUUUGUGAUAUUUCUCCUAUGGAGGAAUGUGCAUAGAGCAUGGAGUUUGUUUUUAAUGUUAUUAAUAUAUUGUUUUUCUUAUUUAUAUAACUGUUUUCUUUGGGCUUAAGAGGCAAUUAAGUCAACUUCUAAGAGCCUUAGGGGGAAAAUUAAUUGAAACAAAUAGCCACUUACAAAUGAUUUUUUUUUUUUUUACAGGGCACCUACCAUGAUUGUGUCUGCAUAUUCACAAAGCACAAUCAGUGUAGUCAAUGGUUGUUUGCUAUUUUGUAAAUUAUCCACCUAAACUAUUGCUUGACUAUUUGGCUGUGUUAACUGGAUUUGGGGCAUACUGUGUGAAAUAGAAGCUUGCAAACCCUUGUACUUAUCACAGUUCUAGAAUCUCCUCCAGCAUCACACAUGGUUAUGCAGAGUCUAUAGUUCAUCCCAGGGGUAUGUAGUUAAGACUGUUAAGCUCCUUUUCAGUUACUUCUGUCUACAGCACAGUUUAUUUCAUAAACUGGACACAUGGAUAUUUUUUAGAACAUAAAAUGGGAGAUGGAAAUGUUUCACUUACAUAGAAAUGAAAAUAUCUUUCCAUUGGCUGUGCUAACAAAUAACAUUUUUCAUAUUGUUUAAUUGCACAAAUUUUCACACAAAUAUAUAAAUGUAUACUCACCCAAUAAUACUAAUAUUGUCUUGUGUUCCUAGGAAUUUUAGAGUUUCCUUUUUAAAAAUGGAUGCUGCACUCAUGAAUGUUUCUUAAGUUCAAUAAAUUUUCUACAGAACAAUGUCCUUCACUUUUCCUGUGAUUUUAGUUUAGUUUUUUUUUUUUUUUAACCAAGAAGCCCUGAGAGGACUAUAAGUCAUUCAAGCAGAAAAAUCUCAGAUCAUGUGUAUUUGAUGGAGUUUCUGUGACUAAAAAUUGCCGUUCAUAUCCCACCUUUCAGCAAAUGUAUAAUUGGAAAUGAAAUUUAAGGAAAUAAUGAAAUAAAAGUCUG